CGUAUUGUGUCCGCUUACGGAAGUCUUUGUAUUCGGCGAUCAAUGCCUAUCAUCCCCCGCUCUAUACCCCGCGGCCAACCACUGUAUAUCGUACAUUCGAGAAUGACUCGCAACCAAUAGCACACCUUGCUUACUACCAUCAUGGCCACCGCAGUCCUCCUCUCUCCCUUGACGCCUCCCUCCUACCACCAGAUCAAGUCCCCCACCCUUCGCAUUCCAGAAGACCCGGCUGUGUCGAUUCCGGUGGGCAUCCUCGCUUGUCAGCGCGAUCCCUUGCUCCGAUCUUUGGAUACUGUGGUUGUGAGCGCGCAUGAGAAGCAGACUCCCCCGCCUCCUGCAGGGAAGAAGGCGAAGAAGGCCGUACUGGCACCCGAGCUGCCCACGGGACCGAUCCUUGGUGUACUACUGCACGACACGGUCAUCUUCCCCGAGGGAGGCGGGCAGCCGACGGAUACUGGAUCGAUCAGGGUUGGGGACAAAGACUGGGAAGUGGUACAGUGCAAGCGAGAUGGUGGGCACGCGAUACACUAUGUACGCGUCCCAGAAGGCACUUCCGUAGACGACGCGCUAGCGACGUUCGCGCCUGGCACACCUGUGAAGGUCUCCUUUGACUGGGAGCGCAGAUACGACCACAUGACCCUCCACACCUCCCAGCACCUCCUCUCCGCCCUCCUCGAGACGCGCCUGCAGCUCCCCACCCUCUCCUGGUCCCUCACGAGCUAUCCCCAGCCAUGCUACGUCGAAGUCCCGCGCAGCAUGACGCAGGAGGAGAUUGCGUCGAUCCAGAACGAGGCGAACCGCCUGGUGUUCGAGGGCCGGCAGGUGCACGUCGAGGUGCAGGAGAUGGAGAGCAAAAUGGAGGGCGACGGCAGCCGCGCCUUUGGCCGCGGGCUCCCGAGCGACUAUACCGGCGGCGUGCACCGCGUCAUCGUCAUCGACGGCGUCGAUCGCAAUCCCUGCUGCGGCACCCACCUCCCCUCCCUGCACAACCUCCAGCUCUUCCUCCUCCCACACACCGACGCGCUCUCCCGCUCCACCACCCGCCUCUACUUCCUCGCCGGCCCACGCCUCAUCGCCCACCUCGCCGCCGCGCACGCCCAGCUGACCGCCGCCGCUUCCACCCUCACCUGCGGCCUCCCCGAGGUCCCCGCGCGCGUCGCCCUGGUCGUCGAGGACCGCAAGCGCGCCGACAAGCGCGUCACCGACGUCGAGGGCGAGCUCGCCUCCCACAUCGCCAACGAGCUGCUCGGCGAACUCGCCCAACUCCCUGACGGCGCCCUCAUGAAGAAACACCUCCACCGCACAGACGACACGCCGGGCGCGCUCGCCUUCCUCACCUCCAUCGCUGCCGCCUUCGAACGGGACGAGCGGUCGAAGGGGCGGCCCUACCUCAUCGUGCUGUCCUCCACCCCUUCGGCGCAGACCUCGAGCAGCGUGAGCGUCGUGUCCGUGUUCGGGUCGCACGAGAAGCAGGUGCAGGGCGUGGGCGCGGUGCUGAAGGCGAAGAUGGGCGUGAAGGGCGGCGGGCGGGGGCCGAAGUGGACGGGGAAGUUCACGGGGGUGUGGAAGGCGGGGAGGGAGGAUGCGGUGGUGGAGGAGGCGUUGGCUGGCGUGUGAGUGGUGUUGUAUCGAUACGAAGGUGCUGGUGUAAUUUUUGUGGAAUUGGAAGUCAAUUGACCUCGAAGCUUGAGGCGCUCAUUUUGCGUCCGGACGACAUAGUGUCC
Messenger RNA from Schizophyllum commune H4-8, 1724 nucleotides. RefSeq names its product ThrRS/AlaRS common domain-containing protein. The record is from RefSeq and is a predicted model, not a curated record. Gene Ontology annotation, biological process: alanyl-tRNA aminoacylation; regulation of translational fidelity. Gene Ontology annotation, molecular function: alanine-tRNA ligase activity; ATP binding; Ser-tRNA(Ala) deacylase activity. The transcript is spliced from 3 exons. NCBI's taxonomy places the organism in Eukaryota, Fungi, Basidiomycota, Agaricomycetes, Agaricales, Schizophyllaceae. The coding region runs from base 142 to 1617 and encodes 491 amino acids.